CCUAGUUGUCUUCGUCCGUGGGUCACCAAACCCUAAACAUCAAAGUCCUGAUCCUGCUUCACUCAUUCAAAACCCUACUCGGAGCCCUGUCUGAUUGUUAUUUCGUCAACUUUGCGGGAAAUCCAGGUUAGCCAUGGAUGCUCAGCGAGCUUUGCUUGACGAACUCAUGGGUGCCGCUCGUAACUUGACGGAGGAAGAGAAAAAGGGGUACAAGGAAGUUACUUGGGACGAUAAGGAAGUCUGUGGAUUCUACAUGGUUCGAUUUUGCCCUCACGAUCUUUUCGUCAAUACCCGCAGUGAUCUGGGUCCUUGUCCUAGAAUACAUGACCCAAAAUUGAAAGAAAGUUUUGAGAAAUCCCCAAGACACGAUGCAUUUGUGCCCAAGUUUGAAGCUGAACUUGCUCAGUUCUGUGAGAAAUUGGUAAUGGACUUGGAUAGAAGAGUAAGACGUGGGCGAGAACGUCUUGCUCAGGAGGUGGAACCAGCACCACCACCUCCACUGACAAUUGAAAAGUCUGAGCAGCUAUCUGUCCUGGAAGAGAAAAUAAAGAACCUUCUGGAACAAGUUGAAUCUCUUGGAGAAUCUGGGAAGGUUGAUGAAGCAGAAGCUCUGAUGAGAAAGGUGGAAACACUUAAUGCUGAGAAGACAGCCUUAACUCAACAACCUCAAAAUGAUAAGGUGAUGAUGCUUGCUCAGGAGAAGAAGAUGGCACUUUGUGAUAUAUGUGGUUCUUUUCUUGUAGCAAAUGAUGCUGCAGAGAGGACCCAGUCUCAUGUCACAGGGAAGCAACAUGUUGGUUAUGGCAUGGUUCGUGACUUUAUAAAUGAGUAUAAGGCUGCUAAGGAGAAGGCAAAGGAGGAAGAAAGAUUAGCUCGAGAGAAAGAAUUAGAAGAGCGGAUGAAGCAAAGAGAGAAGGAGUAUGAUAGGAGGCGGCAUACUGAUUCAAGAGAUACAGACAGGCAUCGAGAUAAAGAUAGGGAUAGGGAGAGGGAUAGAUAUAGAGGAAGAGAUUCAGAUCGUGAAAGGUCACGGGAGUGGAAUGGUAGAGUUUAUCGAGAUGGAGGGAGAGACACAGAUUCUAGGUCAAGGAAUGGAAGAGAUGGAAGUAGAGACAAGUACCAUGACCGGAGCAGAUCACGCUCUCCUGCUAGGCAUAGCUACAAACGCUCUUCUUGAAGUCCAGUUCACUCAAAUUAAUGGGAUUUCUUGAUAGAUAUCUGAAUUUGAAUUUCAAAUGAGGUAGAUCUUAAUAUCCCAAGACUUAUAUAAAUAUGUGGUUUUGGAGUCUAGUUUUCUCGUAAUCAGGGGUGAAUUUUUUUCCCAUCUCAGAGCUUUGUUGAGACAAUACAAUCUCCCUUUCGUCAAAAUUAUUUAUGGAGAAAAGGGUUGAGGUAGGUAAAUCCCUAUUGUACUCUUACAAUCUAUUUUGCGCUUUAAUUUGAGUUUUCAUGAUUUAUCUGAAGGAUUGUGUAAUAUCUCUUUGCUCUCGCAUUUUCUGGAGAUGCUUCGAUUUCAUAACGCAUCUUGCAUAUUUAAGAUGUCAGCUGAAUUACAUGCAUGAUUGCCAUUGCUGCUGAGGAUGGUUUUCUCUUUUUCUGAGGUAACAAGUGAACUUUAUACCAUAAGAGGAAUAGAUUAAUGUUUAUGCUAGAAAUUUGUUUCUUUUUCCGUUUUUCUUUUGUGUCCUUGUUCUUACUUAAGGUGAUAUAGAUUAACAGAAAGGUUCGUAAAUGCUGCCUAUUCUGGCUUGCAUUUGAAAUUGAUAUACAUUCCGUAGGUACCCGUUAUAGGUAAAUUUACUGCAUCUAUCUAGUUGUCUACCUCUCUCAGAAAACCAUGCUAGUAAUAUAUAUGGUGUUAUCGGGAUAAAUGGAUAACUCUUUCCUCCCUUCACUGCCUAUGUCUUUCUAAAUAUGGGUCUGUCGAUGGGCGAAGAUUACUAUAUUAUGUCUACGCAUGAAUAGGCCAUUGUUUUGACCUGUUUGUUCAAAAUCUGAAUUAUAACUAUAGUGUAUAUCUCAUCCAAAUUAAUGAAGUGAUCUACUGGGUGCUUUCAGUUAAAGAUAAACAAAUAGAGGCCGGUAAUUACAGGUAUUUAACUGUUUUGCUGGGUGGCUCGAGGGGAAAGGUUGUCAUUUGCAUGAAAAUUAAUCAGUGUACUGAGAUGCAGGGUAUCUUCUUUUACGAACAAACAUCAAAACUGUAAAUGUGGUGCCUGGAGGUAACUGGUUUUCUCAUCUGUAUGAUAAUGCAUAAUUUCGUUGACAGGAACGCCAUUGGUGGUUAGAUUGUUUCUGUUAGUGACGUGCGGGAAAAUUUAACUUAGAACAUUCUGCUUUUGGGAAGAAACAAGGUGGAGGGAAAAGUAACCUCAUUCUUUAAGUUUUGGAUAAUGUGUAUUCCUGUUGUGAAACUGUCAGAGUCGUGAUAAACAAACAUAUUUUGCUAUUUCUUAUAGCAAGAUUGUGAAUGUUGACUAGAUAGAGCAAUGUUGGAGCACUGAGUGAUUCUGGGAUGCACAACUUUGCCUGACUGGGGUUUCUUUAUUUUUUUGUUGAUUUAUCAGAACAUUUGAUACAAUUGUUGGCCUGGAAUAGCAAUUCCAUUUUUAUAGGCUUUGUAUUAACUGAAGCAAAUGGAUACUUAAAAUACAA
Neltuma alba is the source of this 2655-nucleotide messenger RNA. RefSeq names its product luc7-like protein 3. NCBI's taxonomy places the organism in Eukaryota, Viridiplantae, Streptophyta, Magnoliopsida, Fabales, Fabaceae. Gene Ontology annotation, biological process: mRNA splice site recognition. The record is from RefSeq and is a predicted model, not a curated record. The transcript has 7 exons. The coding region runs from base 134 to 1177 and encodes 347 amino acids. Gene Ontology annotation, molecular function: mRNA binding. Gene Ontology annotation, cellular component: U1 snRNP.